UCUUCCACACCAGGGACGAGGCCCAAACCAGAUUUCCACUGCCCCAGUUGGGCUUCACUGUCCUCAGAAAGCAGCUGCUGUGAUCAUGGGGAAUAUCUUUGGAAACCUUCUUAAGAGCCUGAUUGGGAAGAAGGAGAUGCGCAUCCUGAUGGUGGGCCUUGAUGCUGCAGGGAAGACCACCAUCCUGUACAAGCUAAAACUAGGGGAGAUCGUCACCACCAUCCCUACCAUUGGAUUCAAUGUGGAGACAGUGGAAUACAAGAACAUCAGCUUCACAGUGUGGGACGUGGGUGGCCAAGACAAGAUUCGGCCUCUCUGGAGACACUACUUCCAGAACACACAAGGGUUGAUAUUUGUGGUGGACAGCAAUGAUCGAGAGCGAGUAAAUGAGGCCCGAGAGGAGCUGAUGAGGAUGCUGGCGGAGGACGAGCUUCGGGAUGCUGUGCUCCUUGUUUUUGCAAACAAACAGGAUCUGCCUAAUGCUAUGAAUGCUGCAGAGAUCACAGACAAGCUGGGCCUCCAUUCCCUUCGUCAUCGCAACUGGUAUAUUCAGGCCACCUGUGCCACCAGUGGGGACGGGCUGUAUGAAGGCCUGGACUGGUUGGCCAAUCAACUAAAAAACAAGAAGUGAGAGCCAGACAGUCCUAUCUGACUGCCCCACCCAUCCCUGACACGCCUGUCUCCCUACCC
Molecule: messenger RNA, 690 nt
Organism: Elephantulus edwardii (Cape elephant shrew)
Lineage: Eukaryota; Metazoa; Chordata; Mammalia; Macroscelidea; Macroscelididae
Gene: ARF3
Product: ADP-ribosylation factor 3
Exons: 4
Coding region: 86-631 (181 amino acids)
Biological process (GO): vesicle-mediated transport; intracellular protein transport
Cellular component (GO): cytoplasm; plasma membrane
Molecular function (GO): GTP binding; GTPase activity
Source: RefSeq, a predicted model, not a curated record